Hypanus sabinus (Atlantic stingray) is the source of this 884-nucleotide messenger RNA. RefSeq names its product molybdopterin synthase sulfur carrier subunit (gene mocs2). Gene Ontology annotation, biological process: Mo-molybdopterin cofactor biosynthetic process. The record is from RefSeq and is a predicted model, not a curated record. Gene Ontology annotation, cellular component: cytosol. NCBI's taxonomy places the organism in Eukaryota, Metazoa, Chordata, Chondrichthyes, Myliobatiformes, Dasyatidae. The transcript has 3 exons. Bases 617 to 877 code for a protein of 86 amino acids.
AACUGGGCUCACAUCUACUUUGCUGUGUCUGAACACGAUGCCCAGAUUAAUGCCAGGCAGUUGACUGUCAUUAACUCCUUUGUGUUUUGUUUUCUCUCUUCGUGGGCUGCAGAUCAUCUUGACAGUUUUGCAGAAUUUGUACGCCCCAUGGUUGCGUCUGGUUGCUGUAUCUCCUGCUCUCUUUACGCCUUCAUCUGUUCCUGAACUCAGAAGACGGAAUAUAGCGGAACAGCCAGUAACUAACUUUCACCCGACAGAGCACAAACUAGCACGUGGUGUAAAUGUCUGUUAGCAGCAGCCUCAGGACUGACUUCAUGACAGCGAUACACGCAGCUCUUUCCAAAGACUCUGGCCUAAGGGUUGGCAAGCCUCCACUGUCCACAAAUAACAAGUCAUGUCAGUAAACACACCCUUUAAUCUGGCGUUGCUUCCUUUUGAUUUUGAUUAAAUCUACUUUCCACCCCCCCCCCCCUGUUUUUUUUUGUAAAUGUUGUGACAUCUGAAAGUAGCCGGAAGAGUGCUUCUCUCUAAGGAAGAGGCAGGAGAACUGGACGAGCCGGAGCGCCGUUGUUCGCUGCUGGAUUUUAGCAGAAGGUGCGGUUUCCAAGUCUUCUGAAUGACCGCCCAGGUUACAGUGCUGUACUUUGCCAAGAGUGCUGAACUCUCAGGAAUUCAUUCUGAGGUGCUUUCUGUUCCACAUCAGCUUACUUCUUUACAACUAUGGGAGGAAAUCGUUAGGAAACAUCCCAGACUUGGUACCAUAAGGGAUCAUAUCAUUCUUGCUGUUCGUCAGGAAUUCAUCAUCCUGGGAGAUCAACUUCUGUUCCUCGAGCCAGGAGACGAGAUUGCUGUCAUCCCCCCUAUCAGUGGGGGCUAGUUCCUGG